This is a messenger RNA of Durotheca rogersii, 1038 nucleotides long. RefSeq lists its product as uncharacterized. The coding region runs from base 1 to 1038 and encodes 345 amino acids. The transcript is spliced from 4 exons. Lineage: Eukaryota; Fungi; Ascomycota; Sordariomycetes; Xylariales; Xylariaceae. The record is from RefSeq and is a predicted model, not a curated record.
AUGUACUGGACGACCCUGGCCCUGACGCUGCUGGCGCAAGGCGCCGCUGCUCAGCAGAUGAUCCGUUUCGGCUGCUCUCAGCUCGUCAUCGAGCGUCUCGAUCCUCUGGUGAACCCCGGCCUGAGCCCGUCGCCGCACGUCCACCAGAUCGUGGGGGGCAACUCGUUCAACGCGAGCAUGGACCCGGCGGACGUCGACCCGGUAGCGGACUCGACGUGCACGAGCUGCACGUUCUCGGAGGACUUCUCGAACUACUGGACGGCGGUGAUGUACUUCCGGGCGCGCAACGGGACGUACCGGCGGGUGCCGCAGUUCCCCAACGUCGGGCUGCGCGCGGUGGGCGGCAUCACGGUGUACUACAUCCCGCCGUACGACGGCCGGACGACGGUGACCGCGUUCCGGCCCGGGUUCCGCAUGCUCGUAGGCGACGCCGAGCUGCGCCGCUCCGAGGGCAUGCAGCGCCAGCUGUGCCACCGCUGCUACACCACCGCCGACAACAAGGGCGUGGCCGGCGUCUCCGGCGGCGCCCCCUGCACCGGCGACGACACCCAGAGCCUGCCCCCUCAGCCCUGCCCCGGCGGCAUCCGUACUACCAUCACCUUCCCGACCUGCUGGGACGGCAAGAACCUCGACAGCCCCGACCACAAGAGCCACGUAGCCUACCCUCGAGAGGGGACUUUCGAGUCUGUAGGCGCCUGUCCGGAUACCCAUCCCGUGAGGUUGCCCCAGUUGAUGUACGAGGUUAUGUGGGAUACGACGCCCUUCAACGACCCGGAGCUGUGGCCCGAGGACGGCUCGCAGCCGUUCGUCUGGAGCACCGGCGACGAGAGCGGGUACUCGCAGCACGGCGACUACAUCUUCGGCUGGAAGGGCGACGCGCUGCAGCGCGCCCUGGACGCGCGCUGCAACAACGCCGUGUGCAGCCAGCUCCGGACCCAGUCCUCCGAGGAGGCGAUGCGGUGCACGAAGCCGCAGACCGCGGUCGAGGACGUCGACGGAUGGUUGGCGAGUAUCCCGGGCAGAGAGGCGGCCGCGUAG